This is a messenger RNA of Marchantia polymorpha subsp. ruderalis, 1385 nucleotides long. Lineage: Eukaryota; Viridiplantae; Streptophyta; Marchantiopsida; Marchantiales; Marchantiaceae. The record is from the annotation of a GenBank genome assembly.
GCGAAGCAGCAGCAGAUGCACCGAAACCUUGUUUCCCCGCGGCGCGGAAUUCCAACGAAGCGUGUGUACGUCGCACAGGUCGAGAUGUUACCGUCCGAAUUCCUCGAGCUCCUAUAAAGCCACGAUCGACUCAAAGAAACGAAAAUUGUAGAUUUGGUGUCGAGAAGUGUCAGACCGCAGCAUUGAUUUUUCUGUAGUGAGGGUUCAGUUUUCGGACGAAAUCCGCCGAGAAGGUCGGGGAGGGGAGUUCAGCGCUUGAUAGCUAAUUUGUGCAUUUUGGAGUGAAUUCGAGGACGGUAUCUGAUUGUUCUUGCUGUGUCUGGUCUGCUUGAGCUUGACAAGGACGAUCGGAGCGAUGGCAACAGCGGGGCAAGCGGAACUGAACCAGAGGAAAGGGUUCGUGCAAGAAGGGCAGUACGUCAAUGAUGGCAUUCCGCAGGGGUAUCCCCAGAGCCACCCACCUCAAGGUGCUUAUACGACAGGCAAACCGGGUGAGGGUCCUCCAUACGUGCAAGGUCAGAACGUGGAUGAAUUAGGUAGAAAGAAAACAAGAGGUGCUAAGCUCGCAGCAUGCUUGGUCGCUUGCUGGGCCUGCACUUGGUGUUGCCACGGUCCUUGCUGUUGCGGGCUGUAAGCUCCCGAGUGGUCGUUCGAUCGGAUGUCUCGCAACAGCAUGGUUUUCUUUUCAAUAGAUGUUGGGGGUCACGGCCUCAAGGACUCCAGCCGAGCGAAGAUGUUAAGCUUAUCGUACCUGUCAAAACGGUUGGCAUAUCCUCGUACAAGAAGAGAACCGGAGGUAGACAAGAAGGAUCGUGAUCUACCGUCGCAGCACGUCGAUGCCAUGCAAUCAGGAGGGAGCAAUCUGGAAACGAAAGCAGAUGAUGAAGAUUAAUUGCAGUUUGUGAGUACAGAAUUUGCUACUGUAUGUGGCACCUUCAGGGUCAUAGCCUAUCUUCAAAAUAGUUAAUUUUUUGUGUGGCACCAAACCCCUUCGUACGAGGAAUUGGGCAAUUGGGUAGGAGUUCAGGGGUUUAGUCAUAUUUAUACGAUCUUGAAUCUGAACUUUCUAUCGAGUGGUUUUAGUGGAUCAUUGAAGCGAAAGUCUGACAUACAGCCAAUAAGAGAUGUCACUUUCUUCCAAAUGUACAGUUCGACACUAAUCGGGACAAACGGGACUCACCUCACAUUGAGGUUUCAACUAUUACGGUGAUUUUCGUAGGAACGAUCCUAUUCAUUCUCGACGAUGAGAAUUAGUUAUGAUUCACAUGAGUUAUGUGACCAGUGUGACGCAAUUCAAGUUCAGUCAUGAUUAAAUGUUAUGGCUGGAAUUCAUGAAAUAUAAAUUUUAUAGUUUCCAGGUAUUCUGCAGUUAUGCAUUCAUUGUC